Molecule: messenger RNA, 2157 nt
Organism: Hydra vulgaris (swiftwater hydra)
Lineage: Eukaryota; Metazoa; Cnidaria; Hydrozoa; Anthoathecata; Hydridae
Biological process (GO): snRNA transcription by RNA polymerase II; positive regulation of transcription by RNA polymerase III; snRNA transcription by RNA polymerase III
Cellular component (GO): transcription elongation factor complex
Source: RefSeq, a predicted model, not a curated record
AUUUGCAAUAAUUUUCUACAGAUUUUUUUAAAAGAAAAAAACUAUAAAAGAAAAGUAAUAGAUAUGGAUGAUGAUGAUGGAAUGAUUAUGGAUGAUGAUGACGAUGAUGAUGAUGGAAUAAAUAUAGAUGAAGCAGAUGCUGAAAUUAUAAAAGAUAAAGCGAGAAAUAAAGAUGAAAGAGAUAUUUUUUUAAACUGGAAUAAAACAGCAUAUGUUCCAGAGCCUCAUUUAAUAACUGAAGAAGCAUUUAAUUCUCUUCAGCCAUCAUAUGAAAAAUACUUUUUAAAGUUUUGGCAAAAAUCUGAUGUAGAUGUCAGCAAUAAAGAGUUAACUAAAGUGAUAUCUACGUUGCCUAAACCCACUAAAGAUGUGUUAAUUGAUACAACUGUAUUGUUGAAUCGAAAUAAAAAUAAAACACCUGAUACAACUAUGCUAUCAAACCAUACUAAAUAUCAUCUUUUGAGCAAGCCUAAACGUUUUUCUUGUAUAUCUGAAGCAGAUGCCAGCUUUUAUAUUGCAAAUUACAAUAAAUUGCAGCAUUUAGAUGAUGAAAAGAAUAAACAAAGGUUUAAGGAAAUCCAGCUUCGAAUUACAAAAGAGCAACAAGAAUACCAAAGUUUUCUUCGUUUCUCUGCACAGCAACACCUUAACGACUAUUUAUACAUAAGUUCAAGUAUUAAGGAAAAAUUACAGAAUGAAAACUUUAAAGAAGUUGUGGCAGUACUGGAGCGAAAGAAUGCAUAUUCACAGAUCCAAACCAUAGAAAUAAUUCAAGAAAAUAAAAAAACACCAUUUAAUUUCAUUGGAAAUGUUUUUUCACAGAAACAAGUUGAUAUUUUGAAACCUUCUUCUUGUUUGAAUAACUUAUCACAAAGAAUGAAUCCUUGUGCAAAGUUGAAUUUGAGUGAAAAAGAGAUUCUCAAUUUAAGUGUCACUGAGGAGUCAUCGUUUUAUAUAAAAGAAGAGUCUUUUAUUAAUAUUGUUGAAAGUUUUGUAUUAAAUAAAUGCGAGUGGCUUAUUCCUAUCACUGUAACAAGCAUUAAUGGAAAAAUGACGGUGUUAGUUGAAAAACCAUUCGCAAAAAGAAGUAUAACUGCAAGAGACGCCUAUGCUAAGUAUUAUGAAAAACCUUUAAAAAAUUUGUAUUGUGAUUCGCAGGGCCGCACAGAACCUCGUGGACCGUCUGUUAACGCAUUUUUGUGUGGUGAAUUUAAAUUACUUAUAGAAACUGAAAUCGAUUACAUCGAUCCUUCAACAAACCGAACUUAUUCAUUGUUACCAAAAGCUGAAAUGCAAUGUACAGUCGGUUUUGAACUUUUCUCAGUAGUUGAGCUUUGCAAAGCAUGGUGGAAGAGUAGAAUUGCGAAUACUGAUUUCAUCAUUUGUUCUCGGAUUGAUGUACGAAACGAUUGCUUAGCGCGCACGGAUAUUUACUCUCGUGAGAUGUUAUGUUCUCAUGGUUCUCCAUACAAUCCUAACAUUUAUUUUUCAUAUUUAAAUCAACUGCUGGACAAUUUAUGUAAAUGCGAACCUGGUGAUUAUUUGCUUGAGCGUUCUACAGACAACAAGAAUUUACUUUUGCUUAAAAAAGAUGAUAAAGGUUUGAUCACGUUAGAUAUGAAAUAUAGUGAUAGGGUUUUAAAAAAAGAUUUUUUUAAGGAACUAGAAUUUCCAUGGCUACCAAUUGACUGUAACAUAGGUAACCAGUUGAUUGCAAACAAAGUAAUACCUUGUUUGUUUCCACGAUGCAUUAAAAAACCUUCCAAAAAAUCUAAACGAUCAAGAAAAUCAAAAGCACGAACAAGGACAAAUAUUCCUCUUACUUCAUCAUUAGCUAAUGAAGUCGAUACUUUUAAUGAAGAUCAAAAUCGAUUGAAACGAUCAAGAAAAUCUAGAACACAAAAAAGGACAAGUAUUGCACCUAUUUCUUCGACUUCGGCCAAUGAAGUUGAUUUUUUUAGUGAAGAUGUUCCUCGUGCUUUAACGUUAAAAAAACGACAAAAUAUUACUAAACCAUACAUGAGUACGCACGAAGAUAUAAUAGAGUUUUGAAUUUAAAAAGUCAAACAUGACCGCAUAUAAAACCUAUUUCAGUCUUUUUUUAAACUGAUCUUUUUAUUAUUAAAAAAUUAUUAAUAUUAAAUAAUAUUAAUAGAA